AUGGCGAAAUCAAAUGUUGAAGCCAAACUAACUGAUUCCGUAGAAGAAUGGUACAAAAACUUCGGGUCAACUCGGCAAAAAGUUACGAAGCUUCACUUUUUUGUUCAAGAAGUCAUAGGCGGAUCUAACCCGACUGUUGUGAAGGUGGUCGAGGCCACUGCUAAUUCAGCCACGUCCUUUGGCCAAAUUAGCAUGCUGGAUAACCUAGCAACGGAAGGGCCUGAGCCCGAUUCAAAGAAAGUGGGUCGGGAUCAAGGAACUGUUGGAUUUGCAGAUUUGAAUGAUACCGCAAUACAAAUGGUUAUGAACUUUGCGUUCACUGAGGGGGAAUAUGCGGGCAGUACUAUUAGUAUCUUGGGAAGGAAUCAAUUAUUUCAAGAGUAUCGUGAACUGCCCAUUGUUGGUGGGACUGGAGUUUUCCGAUUUGCACGUGGCUCAGCCGUGACCAAUACUUACUCUUUUGAUACUGCUACCAACAAAGCCAAAGGUGUUUUAGAAUACACUCUUUUUGUGAUUCAUUAUGAAGCUUAG
This is a messenger RNA of Fraxinus pennsylvanica, 531 nucleotides long. NCBI's taxonomy places the organism in Eukaryota, Viridiplantae, Streptophyta, Magnoliopsida, Lamiales, Oleaceae. The record is from the annotation of a GenBank genome assembly.